Messenger RNA from Coregonus clupeaformis (lake whitefish), 4491 nucleotides. RefSeq lists its product as uncharacterized. Bases 232 to 4491 code for a protein of 1419 amino acids. The record is from RefSeq and is a predicted model, not a curated record. The transcript has 4 exons. NCBI's taxonomy places the organism in Eukaryota, Metazoa, Chordata, Actinopteri, Salmoniformes, Salmonidae.
GGCACGCUCUCUCUCUCGCUCUCGCUCUCGCUCUCUAACACACACACACACGUGUGCUGCAGGAGAUCUGAGUGCUAGGUCGCUGAGCAUUCAGCCUCUUUCUCUCUCUCUCUCUCUCUCUCUCUCUGCCCCUCCCUCUACUGCGCACUCGCUCUCUCUCUCUGUUCACCUUGGCUGCUGGGUGGUGUGGAGUUAUUGUUGCGUCAGAGCCAGAGAGAUCCAGAGACAGCCAUGCCGGGGGAGAGCUCUCACAGAUCUGUCCCCAAAGAAAAACAUCCGGAGCGGGGAGCAGAACAGACAGGCCUGCCUGAACCAGACAUGAUCAUACAUGCCUCCACUGACUCCACCCCUAGUGACAGUGGCUCCACCCCUAGUGACAGUGGCUCUAGUCCCUCCCCCAGCACCCCUCAGAAGCUGCUCCCAUCAUGCACCUCUCUGUUUGGGCCGCGAUUGGUCCGGGCCACGCCCAGCUCAUCCGCGACCCCGCGACCCCAGCCUGAAGGUUCCGACCGUCGUCACAGUAACACGGUCCGGCUUAGCGGGAAGUUUGGAGGUCACGGACCCUGUGGACGCCGCAGCGGACCCGUGAAGAUGGAGAGAAUCAAGGUCCUGAUGGGCUCAGAGGUGGAGAGUGACUACAAGCAGCCAGAGAACAUGGACACACGGGUGGUGAUGGGCCAGGAGGCCCUGCUCAAGACCAAGGAGACCCUGACAGGGAAGUGCCCAGGCAGACAGAGCAGCCAGGCGGUACCCCUGCCCGGAGGCCCAGUCUUGGAGGUCCCUAAGCCUCCCUCAGAGCCCCAGGCCGAGGCUGGGGAAAAGGCCCAACUGGACACAGGGCAGGAGAGAGACAACUCACCUCUGACCCCAAAGAUGGAGCAAGAGCAGGAGAGAAGCCCUGUCCUGCCCAUUAGCCCUCUCCUCACCUCUCUCCUAACCCCCCUCAUCCCUGCCUCCCCUCCCUCCUCAGAGCCAGUCACAGUGGAUGUUAGUUUGACGGGCAGCUUAAGCCCAUUGGAGGCAGGGCUGUCUCCCUAUGGUGAAAUGUCUUUUGUAUGUGCCAUGUAUGCCAAGCCUUCCCUGUCCGAGCCAGCCUAUCCCCCUGCUAUCCUAUCCUUCACUGAGCCCGCCUAUGCCGUGGACCCUCUGAGAGUGGGCGUUCCCUCAUCCCUGGAUCCUGACCUGUACUACACCGCCCCCUCCACCCCCAUCAAGAUGGCUGCUCGCCCCUCACACCUCAAACACCGCUCUUACCCCGGCUCCCCAGCCUCUCCUCUCUCACCAAACUCCCCCUCGGACAGCGAGGACCUGUGCUCCCCCCUCACCUCCCCCUCUGGCUCCUACGUCACUGCGGAGGGGGGCAGCUGGACUUCUUCCACCUCCCCCUGCACCUCCCCCAAUCUGCUCCUGGCAGAGGAGGUGCAGGAGGCACCUGCAUGCUUUGUCAGCUCGCUGUCUGAAAUCGGAGAUGAGGUGGGGGAGGAUAGGGGAGCAGUAGGGGAGAGGGCAGAGGAGAGGGAAGGAGGAGCAGCAGAGUGGCGGUUCUGCCUCUAUAAGGGUCUAGCAGAGACUGUGAUCCUGGAGGAGGAGGAGAUGCUGAGAGGGGAGGUGAGAGGGAGGAGGAGUGAGGAAGCGACAGUCUCAAGGGGUAGCUGUCGCCCUCGCUGGGUGACAGAGGACACUUCCCCAUUGAGGAGCAGCAGCGGCAGAAGCACCGACUCCCAGGAAGAGGGAGGGGAGUCGGAGGGCUCGCUCUGCCCAGCAGAGAAUGCUCUGGCUGGGGGACAGCAGUACUCUAGUCCACUGCUGCAAAGAGGCCUGGAGCUGGAGCUGCAGGCCUGUGUGUCUGAGGAGCUUUACCCUCCCAUUACCAACUCCCCACGGCUGACCUCCAUCUCCUCCCCCUUUGCCCCAGACAUGGGGAACCUAAGCCCUCACACCUCCAGCGUCAACCCUGCUUCCCCCAACCUCACCCUGGACACCUGCUCUCCAGAUGUGUCAGACGGGGAUAACUCCAGUCCGUACGGAGAGAUGGGUCCCUUCCUGCUGUUCCCAGGCUCCUACAGUGAUGAUGGAGAAAUGGAGGAGGAGGAGGAGGAGGAGGAGGAGGAGGAGAGGAUGAUCCCAGCCUCUCUGCUUAACUUCCCCCUCCACACCAGCCUCCUCUUCCAGGCAGACUCCAUGGAGAUCACUCUCUUCCCCACAGAGGAGGGGAAUGAAGGGAAUGAUGUGGAUGCGUACGCGGCCGGAGAGGAGGAGGGGGACGUGGAGGAUGAUGAUGAAGAUGAUGAUGAUGAUGAUGAUGAUGAUGAUGAUGAGGAAGAAGUGGAGGCUAAGGUAGAGAUAGAGGAGGCUAAGGUAGAGGUAGAGAUAGGGGAAGAGGUGGAUGAAGAGGAGGGUGAGGAUGUUGAGGAGGAGGGUGAGGGUAAGGCUGUAAAUGACCCAGCUGAAGAGGACACCUCGGCCUCCUUCCUUCAUUCACUGUCGGAGACUUCCAUCAACGAGGGGCUGGAUGAAUCCUUCUGUUUCCAUGACGACACUGACGACUCACUAGACUCUGCCUCUUAUAAUGGCGAGGAGGAUGAGCGGCUGUAUAGCACAGAGAGACAUGCUGAACCACCCACAGAACCACCCACAGGACCACCCACAGAACCACCCACAGAACCACCUACAGAACCACCCACAGAACCACACAAAGCCAAACCUCAGCCUGAAACCAGACCAGAGGCCCACUGCACUGAACCGUCCCAGUCCCAGAGGAGACCUAGCCUAAACAAUCCCCCAGGAGCCAAAGAGCCCAGGCCUGAUGAUCCUCCAGGACCUAGACCACCACAACCUGCACUUGCACCUGCCCAACCUGCGGAAUCAGCCCACCCCGAGUCCUCCAACAGCGGCAGUGAGAGUGAAAUGGAGAUCUCCUCAGAGUCCUCUGACCCUCCUGUCCCUGCUCCUUCUCAGGAGAGCCCUUCUGUCUCUACCCUUACCCCUAAACCUGCUACAACCCCUUACCCUGCUACCCCUACCCUAAAGACUAUCCCUAAGACUACCCCUGCUACCGUGUCAACCCCUAAAACCAAGCCUGCAACUCUCUCUAACCCCAACACUAACCGUGCAACUGCCCCUAACGCUAAAUCUGCUACUGUCUGUACCACUAACACUAACCCUGCUACAGCCUCAACACCACAAAAUAACCCUGCUACUUCCUCCACCCCCAAAACUAACCCUGCUACCGUCUGUCCACCUGAAAUUAACCCUGCUAUGGUCUCUACCCCUAACACUAACAGUGCUCCUGCCCCUAACGCUAAAUCUGCUACAGCCUGUACCACUAACACUAACCCUGCUACAGCCUCAACUCCAAAAACUACCCCAGCUACAUGCUCUACCCCAAACCCUGCUGCUACUCCUAACACUAACCCUGCUGCUACAAUCGAGGAGACAGCGUCCCACAGCAAUCCUGUCACCCUGGCAACGCAGCCAUCCCAUAACAGCCCUGUGACCAUGGCAACAGAAACAGGGCGAGCCAAAGCAGCUGCAGAGGAAGUACGGGCUGGUACGGUGAGAGAGGAGGACAAAAGGAGUGGUGCAAAGAGAGAGAAAGACAAACAGAGCGGUGGGGAGAGAGAGAAGGACAAAAAGAGCAGUGGGGAGAGAGAGGACAAAAAGAGCGGUGCGGAGAGAAAGAAAUACAAACAGAGCGGUGGGGAUAGAGAGAAGGACAAACAGAGCGGUGGGGAGAGAGAGAAGGACAAAAAGAGCGGUGCGGAGAGAGAGAAGGACAAACAGAGCGGUGCGGAGAGAGAGAAUGACAAACAGAGCGGUGCGGAGAGAGAGAAGUACAAACAGAGCAGUGCGGAGAGAGAGAAGGACAAACAGAGUUGUGCAGAGAGAGAGAAGGAUGAACAGAGCACAGAGACUUCAGAAGAGGACCACACAGAGCAGACAGACAGAGACUCGUUCAAACUACUCAUUAAGCCACGCCCCUCUAAGUCAGACACACCCCGGCCUAAACAGAAGACCUCUGAGCCCUGUAAGCCCCUCCCACGUGUGUUUGGGGUGGCAGCGGCAUCAGUCCGGUCCAACCCGCUUCUGGUGUCAGUGCUGGAACUGGACCAGAAGAACGGGAACAGCGGCGCUGAAGGUGUGGACUCCCAUCUGGUCCUUGAAGGGACCACUGCCACCAACGACCUGAACAAGGGGGUCCCUCUGCUCUCGUACCCCAAAGAACCUAACCCCAGCAACAUCCCUGUCUCUUCCUGCCCUGAGAGCUCACCUGACCUGGCUAACAACCUGUCCCUGACCCCUGACCUCUGCCCAUGUGACCCCGCCCAGGAGAACCUGAGGGAGAACACCUUGAGCACUGAGGAUGGGGGCCCUGGGGCCCUCGGCUCCCCUCACACACCCCUGGCUGUCUCUCCCAAGAGGGAGAACUCAGAGACAGACACAGGGGGGAGGAGGGGAGCUGGGGGCUGGAGAGCUGAUAGGAGGGAAUGA